Molecule: messenger RNA, 10500 nt
Organism: Oncorhynchus tshawytscha (Chinook salmon)
Lineage: Eukaryota; Metazoa; Chordata; Actinopteri; Salmoniformes; Salmonidae
Product: protein bassoon
Exons: 12
Coding region: 1-10500 (3499 amino acids)
Biological process (GO): protein localization to synapse; presynaptic active zone assembly
Cellular component (GO): glutamatergic synapse; GABA-ergic synapse; axon
Molecular function (GO): metal ion binding; structural constituent of presynaptic active zone
Source: RefSeq, a predicted model, not a curated record
AUGCCGGAGGAAGAGUUACGGAGGAAGUCUGGUGUAGAAUUUGAACCAGAGGAGAGCCCAGGCAGCAGCAGCAACAGUAGCAGUAGUAGCAGCUACAGCAGUAGUGGGGCGGUAGAUGCCCUACCCCCAGCCCCACUUCCUCCCCAGGCCCCUGCAGGAGAGAAGAGAGAGGACAGCUCCUGCUCUGACUCAGGCAGCUCUGUAGAGUCCAGCGAGGAGGAACCUGCCAUGUUCUCUAACUUUUUAAGUGGUGCGAAUCCCCUCAGCUCCGUCUCUUCUGCUGUCAGAGGAAGUCUGUUUGGGGAUAAUGCGGAGGGGGACAAACAGAAAGCAGGCACUCAGCAGCCUGGGUCAGGCCCUGGCCCUCGGAAGGCCCCGCAGCAGGGACAUAUGAAACAGGACCAGGCACCUCCUAAACAGGGAGGACCCCAGCUCCAGGGGAAUGGCCAGGCUGGUCAAGCAGACAAACCUAGCGGGCAGCAAGCCUCCACUAAGGGUGGACCAAAACAGCAAGCCCCUGCUAAGGGUGGACCACAACAGGAAGCCCCUGAUAAGGGUGGACCUCAACAGCAAGGACCUCAUAAAGGUGGGGCUCAACAGGAAGGACCUGGUAAAGGAAGACUACAACAAGCCCCCCAGCAGCAAGGACCCCCUAAAGCUGGACCACAACAAGAUUCCCCUGUGGUAGGGGCUCAACAGCAAGCCCCUGCUAAGGGUGGACCACAACAACAAUGGUCACCUAAGGUUGGGGCUCAACAACAAGCUCCUAAGUGUGGACCACAACAGCAAGGUUCGCCUAUGUUUGGAGCUCAACAGCAAGCCCCUGCUAAAAGUGGACCCCAACAGCAAGGUUCACAUAAAGUUGGGGCUCAACAUCAAGCUCUUACUAAAGUUGGACCCCAACAACAAGGUUCACCUAAGGUUGGAGCUCAACAGCAAGCCCCUUCUAAGGGUAGACCACAACAGCAAGGGUUCCCUAAGGUUGGAGUUCAGCCACAAGGGUUCCCUAAGAAAGGGACUCAGCAGCAGGGCUCUCCCAGGACUACACCACAGCAGCAGGAUUCUAGUAAACCUGGGACUCAGUCUAAUGCUGGACCUAUGGCUGGAGCUAAACCCCUGUGUCCAGUGUGUAACACUACUGGACUCAACCUGAACACCAAGGAGCCACCCAACCAUAACACCUGCACACAGUGUAAGACUGUCGUCUGCAGCUUGUGUGGCUUCAGUCCUCCUGACUCGGGUGGUAAGGAGUGGCUAUGUCUGACCUGCCAGAUGCAGAGAGCACUCGGAGGCUCUUACCCACCUGGACCCCCUAAGAUGAAGCCCCAGCCUUCACCCAACAAAGCCUCUACAUCUCCUGCACCACAGAACAAAGACACUCCAACACCAGACUCUCCUCAGAGGAAACCUGCUACAUCAGCAACACAGCCACCCAAGACAGAGGUUGCUAAAGCAGCAGACCCUCAGAAACCUGCCAGCUCAGUUCCUGCUCAGAAGACAAUACAGGAGAACCGGAGAACAUCAGGGCUUCAAAAACCACCAGAGCAGCCAGGCCAACCUGGGCUUAAGCAGAGUAAUUCUACCCCAUCCACACAGCAGGAGCCUGGGAAGCCUCAAAGAAGUGGAGCCUCUCCUGCCAAAGCUGUGCCACCAGAGGCCCAGCCCACCAAGCAGGAGUCAGGGGGCUUCUUCGACUUUGGUGGUCCUAAAUCUCAGCCUGCCCCCUCAAAGCCUGAAGAGUCAGUGUCUGGGAAGAUGUUUGGCUUUGGUUCCUCUAUCUUCAGCUCUGCAUCCACUUUGAUCACCUCAGCUGUUCAGGAUGAGCCCCGCUUCACACCGCCAGCUUCCCCCAAGGUGUCUGCAUCGGUCCAGGCCUCUCCCAAGAUGCCCCCUGCAAAGGAGAUCAAACCAGCUGCUGCUCAGAGAGCAGAGGAGAAGAAAGCAGAGCAACCCCAGCAGGCCACGUUUCCCCCAUCAGUACAGGCCAAAGUGGACAAACCCCCAUCAGAGCCUCCAAAGGGAGCAGCAUCCUCCCAACCAGCUCCCAAAGCAGGCCAAUCUACCUGUCCACUCUGCAAGGUGGAACUCAACAAGGGCUCCAAGGACCCUCCCAACUACAACACCUGCACAGAAUGCAAGAACACUGUCUGCAACCUCUGUGGAUUUAACCCCAUGCCACAUGUUACUGAGGUGAAGGAGUGGCUGUGUUUGAACUGCCAGACGAAGAGAAUGGAAUCCCCAGGACCUCCCAUGAUAAAACCCCAACCUUCUCCCAACAACAGUUCUGCACCUCAGAGGACCACUGUCCCACCCAGCACACCCCAAAAGAAAGGCACUCCAACACCAGACUCCCCUCAGAGGAAACCUGCUACAUCAGCAACACAGCCACCCAAGACAGAGGUUGCUAAAGCAGCAGACCCUCAGAAACCUGCCAGCUCAGUUCCUGCUCAGAAGACAAUACAGGAGAACCGGAGAACAUCAGGGCUUCAGAAACCACCAGAGCAGCCAGGCCAACCUGGGCUUAAGCAGAGUAAUGCUUCCCCAUCCACACAGCAGGAGCCUGGGAAGCCUCAGCAACAGCCUCCAAAAAGUGGAGCCUCUCCUGCCAAAGCUGUGCCACCAGAGGCCAAGCCCACCAAAAAGCAGUCAGGGGGUUUCUCCGACUUUGGUGGUGCUAAAUCUCAGCCUGCUCAGUCAAAGCCUGAAGAGCCAGUGUCUGGGAAGAUGUUUGGCUUUGGCUCCUCUAUCUUCAGCUCUGCAUCCACUUUGAUCACCUCAGCUGUUCAGGAUGAGCCCCGCUUCACACCCCCAGCUUCCCCCAAGGUGUCUGCACCGGUCCAGGCCUCUCCCAAGAUGCCCCCUGCAAAGGAGAUCAAACCACCUGCUGCUCAGAGAGCAGAUGAGAAGAAAGCAGAGCAACCCCAGCAGGCCACGUUUCCCCCAUCAGUACAGGCCAAAGUGGACAAACCCCCAUCAGCUCCUCCAAAGAGAGCAGCAUCCUCACAACCAGCACCCAAAGCAGGCCAAUCUACCUGUCCACUCUGCAAGGUGGAACUCAACAAGGGCUCCAAGGACCCUCCCAACUACAACACCUGCACAGAAUGCAAGAACACUGUCUGCAACCUCUGUGGAUUUAACCCCAUGCCAAACGUCUCUGAGGUGAAGGAGUGGCUGUGCCUGAACUGUCAGAUGCAGAGAGCACUAGGAGGAAUGGAAGAUCCAGAACAUCCCAUGAUGAUACCCAAACCUUCACCCAACCAAGUCUCAGCUCCUGCUGCUCCUCGAAAGAAAGACACUCCAACAUCAUCUGGUCCCAAUAAAGUAGCCACUGCACCAGCUUCACCCAAAAAGGAGCCAGUGACUCGAACCUCUCAGCCUGUCCCCUCAAAACCUAAAGACUUUGUGUCUGGGAAGAUGUUUGGCUUUGGCUCCUCCAUCUUUAGCUCUGCAUCCACGUUGAUCACCUCAGCUGUUCAGGAUGAGCCCCGCACCACACCGCCAGCUUCUCCCAAGGUGUCUACAACAGCCCAUGCCUCUCCCAAGCUGCCCCCUGCAAAGGAGAUCAAACCACCUGCUGCUCAGAAAUCAGAGGAAAAGAAAGCAGAGCAAUCACAGCAGGUCAAGGUUCCCUCAUCAGUACAGGCCAAAGUGGACAAACCCCCAUCAGAGCCUCCAAAGGGAGCAGCAUCCUCCCAACCAGCUUCCAAAGCAGGCCAAUCUACCUGUCCACUCUGCAAGGUGGAACUCAACAAGGGCUCCAAGGACCCUCCCAACUACAACACCUGCACAGAAUGCAAGAACACUGUCUGCAACCUCUGUGGAUUUAACCCCAUGACACAUGAAACAGAGGUGAAGGAGUGGCUGUGUCUGAACUGCCAGAUGCAGAGAGCUCUUGGAGGAAUGGAACCCCCUGGAACUCCCAUGAUUAAACACUCAAUCAGCAAAGUCUUGACACCUAUUGCUCCUCAAAAGAAGGACACUCUCACCCCUGCUGGUGUUCCAAAAGUGGCCACUUCACCAACCUCACUGAAAAUGGAGCCAGUGACUCGAGCCUCUCAGCCUGUCCCCUCAAAGCCUGAAGACUCUGUGUCUGGGAAGAUGUUUGGCUUUGGCUCCUCCAUCUUCAGCUCUGCCUCCACGUUGAUCACCUCAGAUGUUCAAGACGAGUCCCGCACCACACCACCAGCUUCCCCCAAGGUGUCUGCAGCAGCCCAGGCCUCUCCCAAGAUGCCCCCUGCAAAGGAGACCAAACCACCUGCUGCUCAGAAAGCAGAGGAGAAGAAAGCAGAGCAACCCCAGCAGGCUAAUGUCCCCCCAUCAGUACAUGCCAAAGUGGACAAACCCCCAUCAGCGCCUCCAAAGGGAGCAGCAUCCUCCCAACCAGCUCCCAAAGCAGGCCAAUCCACCUGUCCACUCUGUAAGGUGGAACUCAACAAGGGCUCCAAGGACCCUCCCAACUACAACACCUGCACAGAAUGCAAGAACACUGUCUGCAACCUCUGUGGAUUUAACCCCAUGCCACAUGUUACUGAGGAGUGGCUGUGUCUGAACUGCCAGAUGCAGAGAGCUCCUGGAGGAACGGAACCCCCAGGACCCCCCAUUACUAAACCGUCUCCCAACAAGGUGUCUGCACCUCAAACGGGCAUUGUCACACCCAGUGCAGCCCAAAAGGAUAUUGCAACAGCUGCUGCAUCUGCGAAGAAAGACAGUCAAACCCCAGGCUCCCCUCAAAGGAAACCAAUUCCCCCUGCAGCUGAAGUGUCAAAAGCUGAAACUGCUAAAGCAGCAGAUACUCAAAAACCAGCCAGCCCUGUGCCUGCUCAGAAGGCUCCACUAGAGAAUCGGAGAACAUCAGAACCACCGAAACCACCACAGCAUCCCAGCCCUGGGCGUAGGCAGAGUAGUGCCUUCCCAACCACACAGCAACCCCCCAAGCAGGAAUCCGGAGGCUUAUUUGGCUUUGGAGGUCCUAAAUCUCAGUCUACCCCUUCAAAACCUGAAGAAUCAGCUUCUCCCAAGGUGUCUGCACCAGCCUCUCCCAAGAUGCCACCUACAAAGGAGACAAAACCACUUGCUGUUCAGGAUGCAGAAAAGAAAGCAGAGCAACCCCAGCAGGCCAAGGUCCCCCCAUCAGUACAGGCCAAAGUGGACAAACCCCAAUCAGAACCUCAAAAGGGAGCAGCAUCCUCCCAACCAGCUCCCAAAGCACACCAGUCCACUUGCCCACUCUGCAAGGUGGAACUCAACAUGGGAUCCAAGGACCCUCCCAACUACAACACCUGCACUGAAUGCAAGAACACUGUUUGCAACGUCUGUGGAUUUAACCCCAUGCCACAUGUUACAGAGUUGAAUGAGUGGCUGUGUCUGAACUGUCAGAUGCAGAGAGCACUAGGAGGAAUGGAAUCUCCUGGACCUCCCAUGAUGAAACCCUCGCCAAGCAGGGUCUCCACAUCUGCUGCUUCUCAAAAAUACACUGUCCGACCUGUUACAACUCGAAAUGAGACUCCCACACCAGCUGGUCAACAAAAAGUGGCUCCUACACCAGCCUCACCCAGAAAAGAGCCAGUGACUUCAGCCUCUCAGCCUGCUCAGUCAAAGCCUGAAGACUCAGUGUCUGGGAAGAUGCUUGGCUUUGGUUCCUCCAUCUUCACCUCUGCAUCUACUUUGAUCACCUCAACUGUUCAGGAUGAGCCCCGCACCACACCGCCAGCUUCCCCCAAGGUGUCUAUGACUCCUGCUUCAGUGAAAGAGACCCCAGCAGCAGGCUCAUCACAGAAGAAGGAGGUAUCCCCGACAGUGGUUUGCCAGCAGGACCAGAAGCCAGUGGACAGACCGACUCCAACACUUGUCCAACAACCUCCACAACAGAAGACUCUACAACAACAAGGACAGCCUCCGCAGCCCUCAGCAGAGGCACCAAAAUCAGAGCAUGAUAUAUCAAUAGUUGAAGCUGCUACAGCAGCAGACACUCAAAAUCCGGCAAGCCCAGUGCCUGCUCAGAAGGCUUCACUGGAGAACCGGAGAACAUCAGAACCUCAUAAACCACCACAGCAGCGCAGCCCUGGGCGUAGGGAGAGUAGUGCCUUCCCAGCCAAAAAGCAACCCCCCAAGCAGGAAUCAGGAGGCUUAUUUGGCUUUGGAGGUCCCAAAUCUCAGUCUGCCUCCUCAAAGCCUGAAGAGUCAGUGUCGGGGAAGAUGUUUGGCUUUGGCUCGUCCAUCUUCAGCUCUGCCUCCACUUUGAUAACAUCAGUUGUUCAGGACGAGGCCCGCACCACACCGCCAGCUUCCCCCAAGAUGUCUGCACUGGCCCAUACCUCCCCCAAGAUGCCCCCUGCAAAGGAGACCAGACUACCAGCAACUCAGAAAGCAGAGGAGAAGAAAGCAGCACAUCCCCAGAAGGCCAAUGUCCCCCCAUCAGUACAUGCCAACGUGGACAAACCCCCAUCAGCUCCUCCAAAGAGAGCAGCAUCCUCACAACCAGCACCCAAAGCAGGCCAAUCUACCUGUCCACUCUGCAAGGUGGAACUCAACAAGGGCUCCAAGGACCCUCCCAACUACAACACCUGCACAGAAUGCAAGAACACUGUCUGCAACCUCUGUGGAUUUAACCCCAUGCCACAUGAAACAGUGAAGGAAUGGCUCUGUCUGACCUGCCAGAUGCAGAGAGCACUUGGAGCAGUGGAACCCCCAGGACCUCCCAUGAUGAAAUCCCAACCGUUGCCCAGCAUAGUCUCUACACCUGUUGCACUUCAAAAGGAGAAUGUCACACCUGCUGCAUCUCCAAAGCCGACUCCAGCUCCAGCUAAACCCCAGAAGGAGGAGAUCCCAGUACCUGCGGCUGGCCAACAAGAGAUCACCCCACCCACUGUACCUCAGGAGACACCAAUUCCCGCUGGAACCCCAGCACCAAAUGCAGACAAAAAGGAGGAGACCCCACCACUAGGAUCCUCACAACAUAAACAAGCUUCACCUGCUCUGGCUGAGAAGGAGAAUCAAGAACCUAUAAUUGUACAGAAACCAGUGGACCAACCAAUUCCAGCAACACCCAAAACCAGUGGAGCUGCUACACCUGUACAGCAGCCAGAAAAGCAAACUCCUCCACUGCAACAGCCUGCUUCAAAGGCAUCACAACAAGUACAGCCCCAGCAAGCUCCAAAGCCAGACCUCGAAACUGCUCCCCUAAAGGAGCCAAUGACUCCUGCUUCAGAGAAAGAGAAGAAGAACCCAGCACCAGGGUCACCACAGAAGGAAUUAUCUCCAGCAGUGGCUUCACAGCAGGACAAAACGCCAGUGGACAAAUCAACUCCAACCCCUGUCCAACAUCCUCCACACCAAGAGACUCCACAACAACAAGAGCAACAACGUCAGCCUCUAACAGCGACACCGAAAGGAGAGCCUGGGAAGCCUCAACAACAGCUUCCAAAAGGUGGAGCCUCUUAUGCAAAAUCUGUACCACCACCACAGGCCCAGCCCCUCAAGCAGGAGUCAGGAGGCUUCUUUGGCUUUGGUGGUGCUAAAUCUCAGCCUGCUCAGUCAAAGCCUGAAGACUCAGUGUCUGGGAAGAUGCUUGGCUUUGGCUCCUCUAUCUUCAGCUCUGCAUCCACUUUGAUCACCUCAGCUGUUCAGGAUGAGCACCGCACCACACCUCCAGCUUCCCCCAAGGUGUCUAUGACUCCUGCUUCAGUGAAAGAGACCCCAGCAGCAGGCUCGUCACAGAAGAAGGAGGUAUCCCCGACAGUGGUUUGCCAGCAGGACCAGAAGCCAGUGGACAGACCGACUCCAACACUUGUCCAACAACCUCCACAACAGAAGACUCUACAACAACAAGGACAGCCUCCGCAGCCCUUAGCAGAGGCACCAAAAUCAGAGCAUGAUAUAUCAAUAGUUGAAGCUGCUACAGCAGCAGACACUCAAAAUCCGGCAAACCCAGUGCCUGCUCAGAAGGCUCCACUGGAGAACCGGAGGACAUCAGAACCUCAUAAACCACCACAGCAGCCCAGCCCUGGGCGUAGGGAGAGUAGUGCCUUCCCAGCCACAAAGCAAACCCCCAAGCAGGAAUCAGGAGGCUUAUUUGGCUUUGGAGGUCCCAAAUCUCAGUCUGCCUCCUCAAAGCCUGAAGAGUCAGUGUCUGGGAAGAUGUUUGGCUUUGGCUCGUCCAUCUUCAGCUCUGCCUCCACUUUGAUAACAUCAGUUGUUCAGGACGAGCCCCGGACCACACCGCCAGCUUCCCCCAAGAUGUCUGCACUGGCCCAGACCUCCCCCAAGAUGCCCCCUGCAAAGGAGACCAAACUACCUGCUGCUCAGAAAGCAGAGGAGAAGAAAGCAGCGCAUCCCCAGAAGGCCAAUGUCCCCCUAUCAGUACAUGCCAAAGUGGACAAACCCCCAUCAGCUCCUCCAAAGGGAGCAGCAUCCUCACAACCAGCACCCAAAGCAGGCCAAUCUACCUGUCCACUCUGCAAGGUGGAACUCAACAAGGGCUCCAAGGACCCUCCCAACUACAACACCUGCACAGAAUGCAAGAACACUGUCUGCAACCUCUGUGGAUUUAACCCCAUGCCACAUGAAACAGUGAAGGAAUGGCUCUGUCUGACCUGCCAGAUGCAGAGAGCACUUGGAGCAGUGGAACCCCCAGGACCUCCCAUGAUGAAAUCCCAACCGUUGCCCAGCAUAGUCUCUACACCUGUUGCACUUCAAAAGGAGAAUGUCACACCUGCUGCAUCUCCAAAGCCGACUCCAGCUCCAGCUAAACCCCAGAAGGAGGAGAUCCCAGUACCUGCGGCUGGCCAACAAGAGAUCACUCCACCCACUGUACCUCAGGAGACAGCAAUUCCCGCUGGAACCCCAGCACCAAAUGCAGACAAAAAGGAGGAGACACCACCACUAGGAUCCUCACAACAUAAACAAGCUUCACCUGCUCUGGCUGAGAAGGAGAAUCAAGAACCUAUAAUUGUACAGAAACCAGUGGACCAACCAAUUCCAGCAACACCCAAAACCAGUGGAGCUGCUAUACCUGUACAGCAGCCAGAAAAGCAAACUCCUCCACUGCAACAGCCUGCUUCAAAGGCAUCACAACAAGUACAGCCCCAGCAAGCUCUAAAGCCAGACCUCGAAACUGCUCCCCUAAAGGAGCCAAUGACUCCUGCUUCAGAGAAAGAGAAGAAGAACCCAGCACCAGGGUCACCACAGAAGGAAUUAUCUCCAGCAGUGGCUUCACAGCAGGACAAAACGCCAGUGGACAAAUCAACUCCAACCCCUGUCCAACAUCCUCCACACCAAGAGACUCCACAACAACAAGAGCAACAACGUCAGCCUCUAACAGCGACACCGAAAGGAGAGCCUGGGAAGCCUCAACAACAGCUUCCAAAAGGUGGAGCCUCUUAUGCAAAAUCUGUACCACCACCACAGGCCCAGCCCUUCAAGCAGGAGUCAGGAGGCUUCUUUGGCUUUGGUGGUGCUAAAUCUCAGCCUGCUCAGUCAAAGCCUGAAGACUCAGUGUCUGGGAAGAUGCUUGGCUUUGGCUCCUCUAUCUUCAGCUCUGCAUCCACUUUGAUCACCUCAGCUGUUCAGGAUGAGCACCGCACCACACCUCCAGCUUCCCCCAAGGUGUCUAUGACUCCUGCUUCAGUGAAAGAGACCCCAGCAGCAGGCUCGUCACAGAAGAAGGAGGUAUCCCCGACAGUGGUUUGCCAGCAGGACCAGAAGCCAGUGGACAGACCGACUCCAACACUUGUCCAACAACCUCCACAACAGAAGACUCUACAACAACAAGGACAGCCUCCGCAGCCCUCAGCAGAGGCACCAAAAUCAGAGCCUGAUAUAUCAAUAGUUGAAGCUGCUACAGCAGCAGACACUCAAAAUCCGGCAAACCCAGUGCCUGCUCAGAAGGCUCCACUGGAGAACCGGAGGACAUCAGAACCUCAUAAACCACCACAGCAGCCCAGCCCUGGGCGUAGGGAGAGUAGUGCCUUCCCAGCCACAAAGCAAACCCCAAGCAGGAAUCAGGAGGCUUAUUUGGCUUUGGAGCUCUGCCUCCACUUUGAUAACAUCAGUUGUUCAGGACGAGCCCCGGACCACACCGCCAGCUUCCCCCAAGAUGUCUGCACUGGCCCAGACCUCCCCAAGAUGCCCCCUGCAAAGGAGACCAAACUACCUGCUGCUCAGAAAGCAGAGGAGAAGAAAGCAGCGCAUCCCCAGAAGGCCAAUGUCCCCCCAUCAGUACAUGCCAAAGUGGACAAACCCCCAUCAGCUCCUCCAAAGGGAGCAGCAUCCUCACAACCAGCACCCAAAGCAGGCCAAUCUACCUGUCCACUCUGCAAGGUGGAACUCAACAAGGGCUCCAAGGACCCUCCCAACUACAACACCUGCACAGAAUGCAAGAACACUGUCUGCAACCUCUGUGGAUUUAACCCCAUGCCACAUGAAACAGUGAAGGAAUGGCUCUGUCUGACCUGCCAGAUGCAGAGAGCACUUGGAGCAGUGGAACCCCAGGACCUCCCAUGA